Molecule: messenger RNA, 1961 nt
Organism: Coregonus clupeaformis (lake whitefish)
Lineage: Eukaryota; Metazoa; Chordata; Actinopteri; Salmoniformes; Salmonidae
Product: thrombospondin-type laminin G domain and EAR repeat-containing protein-like
Exons: 11
Coding region: 32-1768 (578 amino acids)
Biological process (GO): signal transduction
Source: RefSeq, a predicted model, not a curated record
GAGGGAUGGAGAGACAGAUGGAGAAAGAGAAAUGGACGGAGAGAAGAGGAAGGGAAGUAGAGAUGGAGAGAACAGCAACGGUCGGGGGCGGCUUCUGAUUGGCCUGCGGUUCUCCAGAGACAGUCUCCACUUCCUGUUCAGAGGUCGCAGCGGGGGGGUCAUGGCGCGCUGGGUGUUCCGAGGCGUCCAAUUGGCUGAUGAUCACUGGCACACGUUGGUGUUAGCAUUUAGCGGACACUACGCUACUCUCACUGUGGACUGCAACACACACCUGGAACUCAGGGUUCACUCCAAGUCGUUGCCCUCUGACCUAAGUGUUCAGGGUUCCAGAUUCCACAUCGGCAGCCGAGGAAGAUGGAAAGGCCUGUUCUCAGGUCUGAUCAGACAGCUGGUCCUGGUGCCAGGCUCUGGUGCCACCGCUCGUGUCUGCCCGUCCUCCAACCCCAGGCUGGCAGAGCUGUCUGUGCCCGCGGUGCUGCUGGACCUACCACUCAAAGAGACUAGGAGUGACCUCACCCUGCCUUCAUAUGAGACAGAGGUACGGGUGUCUGUGGGGCUGGAGCCGUCCUGUUCCGGUUCAGUAAGAGGACAGUUGUGGUUCAACCCCGUCAGGAGAGCGCUCUACCUCUGUGAUGGUACACUCUGGGUCCCCAUGCUGCAAGAGUCCCAGAGACUAGACUAUGUCUUGGAGCAGCAGGUCCUCUCCACCAGUUCAGAGACGUAUGAUAUGGAGGUGUUCAGUGUACAAGGGCUGGGUUUGAUGGCAGCCAUGGCCCACCGCUCCCCCUCCCUGGGCUCUGCAGUCUACCUCUGGAGAGACGGAGGCUUUCACCUUUACCAGAAGAUCAGCACACAUGGAGCUCUCUCCUGGAGACACUUUACUAUGGGGAAGAAGAUAUUCCUGGUGGUGUCUAACUCCAGGGAGAGCACAGGGAAGGAGGAGACAGUGGAGAAGGAUGAACUGUCAGUGAUCUACAGGUGGAAUAAAAAGACACAGAGAUUUGUUCAUUACCAGGCGCUGCAGACACACUGUGCACGGGACUGGGAGGCCUUCCGCAUCCAAGGACAUACCUACCUCGCCGUGGCCAACCACAGACAAGGUAAUACUAACCACACCAUAGACAGUGUGGUCUACAAGUGGGACCGUGGCACGCAGUUGUUUGAACCUCACCAAGCCCUGCGGACCUCGGGGGCUUACGACUGGGAAGCCUUCACGGUCGGACCCUACCACUUCCUGGCUGUGGCGAACGCGUUCGACGGACUGACCACUCACGUUGACUCGGUCAUCUAUGUCUGGGUGGAUGGAAGUUUCCGCUUGUUUCAGACUAUUAAGACUUUCUGUGCCACAGACUGGGAGAUGUUCCAGAUCGGCAGCAGGGUUUUCCUGGUGGUUGCCAAUGGACACAGACUCCAUGGCAAUGGCCCCAGUCGCUAUGCCAUCAACUCAACCAUCUACGAGCUGGACAUGAGCUCUCAGCUGUUCCUGCGUUUUCAGGACAUAAUCACAUACAGUGCUGUUGACUGGGAGUUCUUCACAGUAGGAGAGGAGAGUUACCUGGUCGUUGCUAACUCAUUUGACGGAGAGUCUCACUCUCUGAACAGCAUUAUCUACAGGUGGCAGGGAUACGAGGGUUUUGUUCCCAUUCACCGGCUUCCCACCAUCGGAUGCAGCGACUGGGAAUUCUUUACUUCCGGAGAGGAGUCCUAUCUGAUCUACUCCAGCGCCACAGCACCUCUCUCCAAAGUGUUCCGUCUGAAAACACACUGACAUGUGACCCAAUAUCAUUACAAAUCAGGGACAACAGUGAAAAACAUAAAAAAUGAAAUCUCAACUGAUGUAAUAAUGAAUGUUACAUUAUGUUGUUGUACUGGGCCACGUUAGCAGAGAGAGUGUGUAGAUACUGUACAAUUUUUUGUGUAUAAGUGAACUUUAACAUUAAUCAUAUUUGUUGCCUAUCAUU